This is a messenger RNA of Exophiala aquamarina CBS 119918, 405 nucleotides long. RefSeq lists its product as uncharacterized. Gene Ontology annotation, molecular function: deaminase activity. The transcript has 2 exons. The record is from RefSeq and is a predicted model, not a curated record. Gene Ontology annotation, cellular component: mitochondrion; cytosol. The coding region runs from base 1 to 405 and encodes 134 amino acids. Lineage: Eukaryota; Fungi; Ascomycota; Eurotiomycetes; Chaetothyriales; Herpotrichiellaceae.
AUGGCCCCCAAACAAGUAGUCUUCUCGGAGAAAGGCUUGAAGUCCAACCUCCUUUCUCAGGCUAUUGUUCAUAAUGGUACCAUUUAUGUGAGCGGCCACAUUGGUCUUGACACAUCCACCAUGCAGGUGGUCGAAGGAUCUGUUGCCGAUCGAACCAAAAAGGCGCUUGAGAACAUCCAAGUUGUGCUUGAAGAAGCUGGAAGCAGCCUUCAGAAUAUCCUCAAGCAUGGAGGACUACGCCGCAAUGAACACGGCCUGUGCGUAAUUCCCUACCCCAUUCACAUUCCAACGAACUCACCGGAAACAGUCCUCGAGAUGAUCCCGGAACCAAGACCUGCACGGACAUGUGUUGCUGUGAAGGAAUUGCCAUUCAAGACUGAUGCAAGUCUUCAAUGGUCGAUCUAG